AAAGAUUCCUCAUAGGUGCGGAUGCAAAGAUGGCGGAAGAGGAGAGCCAGUUUGAAGAAUUUGACCAAAUAGACUUUUUAAGGGAUCGACAUGUACGAUUCUUCCAGAGGACACUUCAGGUGCUGCCUGAGAGAUACGCCUCGCUGGAAACGACCAGGUUAACUAUCAUCUUUUUUGCCCUGUCUGGUCUCGAUGUGCUGGAUGCUCUGGAUGUGAUUGAUAGAAAUGUAAUGAUUGAGUGGAUCUACUCAUUACAGGUUCUGCCUACAGAGGAUCAAUCUAACCUAAGUCGCUGUGGGUUUCGAGGAUCAUCACAUAUUGGAAUUCCUUACAGCACUAAGGGACCAGGCGUGCUCCAUCCAUAUGACAGUGGCCAUGUAGCCAUGACCUACACUGGGCUGUGCUCACUUCUAAUCCUGGGAGACGACCUGAGCCGGGUUAAUAAACAGGCCUGUCUGGCUGGUCUCAGAGCACUGCAGCUGGAGGAUGGCAGUUUCUACGCAGUGCCAGAAGGAAGUGAAAAUGACAUACGGUUUAUCUACUGUGCAGCCAGUAUCUGUUACAUGCUGGAUGACUGGUCAGGCAUGGACAUCCAAAAGGCCAUUGAGUACAUCAGAGGAAGUUUGUCCUACGACAAUGGGUUUGGCCAGGGAGCUGGACGAGAGUCACAUGGUGGCUGGACGUACUGCGCCAUAGCCUCGCUGUGUCUGAUGGGUCGACUGGAGGAGGCGCUGAGUCAGCGGGAGCUGGACAGGAUCCGACGCUGGUGUAUCAUGAGGCAGCAGACCGGCUUCCACGGGCGCCCUAACAAACCUGUAGACACAUGCUACUCCUUUUGGGUGGGAGCUACGCUAGAGCUGUUAGACGUGUUUCAGUAUACAAACUUUGAGAAGAACAGGAGCUUCAUCCUCUCCACGCAGGACCGGCUGGUGGGGGGAUUCGCCAAAUGGCCGGACAGCCAUCCAGACCCUCUCCAUGCCUACUUAGGGCUGUGCGGUCUGUCUCUGAUCGGAGAGCCCAGUCUGAGGAAGGUCCACCCAGCUCUUAACAUCACCCAGAGAGCCUUUCAGCACCUCCAGCAGCUGCAGCAGACAUGGAGGGACAGCACCGGCAGCUGCAGCAGACAGCAUUGACAGAAGGAUGAUCCACGGCUCUGUCUCUGAACAGGUUCGGUAAUCAGGAACAUCCUACAGUAGUCAGUCGAAAGGCAACUGGACUUUUUGCUGUGUGUCUUGAAGAUGUUUGGCCCCUCGUCUGAGAGGCCUCCUCAUUUCAGGAAUCAGGAAGGUUUUUCUCCGGUUACACACUAGUAACUCCGGGGAGCUCAUUUUAAGUCCAUCUAAAGCGACCUUUCUGUUGAGCAAUAUACGCCACACCUUUUUUUUGCUGCCUUUUUAUUAGUAGACGAUAGUAAAUAAUAAUGUGCAUUGUGUUUUGUGGGUUAAAAUUAUGUGCCAGAAAGUCAAAUUUAAGUCACUGGAGACUUGAAGAAAUUCCAGGUGCCUUUGCACUGAAGUUUUUGAAGCUUCCUGCUCCUUAGCCUCAUCAUCAUAGUCAACAACACAAUCAGCUGUAAGCCUUCUAGCCAAGGAUGAACGCUACUGGUUCACUUCACAUGGAUAUAAGAAACUUCCUCAAAGUAAAUAUUAUUCGCAGUCUGAGAGGGAACCCUGAGGAGGGCUUAGGGAACAUCUAAACUGUCUGUUUAAAUUGUUCUGGAGUAACUGCCGGCUUCAGUAGUUGAAGGUUUUUGAGUGAGUUGAUCUAAUUGUAUGUGAUACUACUAUGAAUGCUUUUCUAUUGUUGAAUAGUAUAGGCCCAGUGGUAAAUUUGAGGGGGAACAAAGUCAUAUGUUUCCUUUAGAUUAACAUCCCUACAUUCUCAGACUAAAACCACUCCAGAGACACUAUCCUCCCUGUAUAGUAGUUUUUGCUUCUCCCUCCUAACAUCUCCAUCGGUGCGUUGCUCUUGAACCUCUUCAAAGCCUCAAGCUCCCCAGUCCCAAAGGUGGUACUGGCCUGGCAGGUAAACUCUCCCGUGUCUCUCACUUCAACUCACUUCAGUUUCACCACUGCAGGCUUUUUUGGUUUUUUUUGUCAGUGAUCAAGAGAGAUUUAAAAGAUAAUAGAACUGCUAAAAACCACCUUAAGGGGCAAAUCUAGGAGUUAUUUAUCCUAGAAAGAGGAUUUUUAAAAAAAAAAUCAGUUUAGCUACAGGCCUUAUCAUUGCAGAUCACAGAAAAUCUAAUUUAUAGUUCACAUUCUUCCUGAGGCCAACAGAAAAAAAGAUAGAUAAUUUGGUAAGAGGGAGAAAAUCCCUGCUUCCCUUCAAGGUUGUAGCUGUCAAUUUUAGCAGAAGAUCCCAUCCCGACAUCCCCCCCGACUCCUGAACCUUGAACUGAUCUGAGCUCCCAUCCCUCACUAGCUUCCUUACCCCUGCAAGGCACCAGCCAGUUUAUAAUCAAUAGGAGGAAGAAGAGACUUGGGGAAAUGUAUUCUUUUGAACGGCACUGGUUAUUAGCUUAUUUUCAGAACAGCAAACAAAGAACAAUGCACAUGAGCGGUGUGUGCCACCGAGAGUCAGGUUGCGGAAACGACUAUUAUCCAACCUGCUAGUCGCUUCCCAUUGAGUCCUAAAACAUUGACCUCCAACAAAACUUGACCAAGGUUUGCACCACUGGACUCUCUCACUGGAAGUGCUACACAUUGUCUGCACAGAUGCUCACAGGUAUUAAUAGCCACUGCAGCUCAUACACGCCACCUUCCAGACUUCCUGCCCUUGAGCUAAGCUACACAUUACACAUUUCUAGUUUUAAACCCUUAUAAAAACUUGACAUGGUGACACAGAGGUACUGAAAUUCUGAGUUGUGCUCAACCUCUUGCCUUCUCAUCACAUCAAUGCUCUUGACUCCCAGCAAGCAACAUUCCCCCCUGCUGAAGCCACACCCUUUCAGUAUAAGAUCGCUGUCCCGGCAAACACCUGCUCCCUGUUAUGACUAGGGAGGAGGAGACAAUAUCACAGCAAGUCAGAAAUACAGUGGCCUGUCUGCAACACGUUGCCUGUGGGAGUCUGCUGUGAGUAUAUAAAAGAAAUAUCCCCUCUGUGGUUUUCCUUCCCGCCAUCUAAAAUGGAGCUGUACCUGGCCUCACCGCCCCUUUCCCGCCAAGUUGCCCUCAUUUUCAGACUUGGAAAGCAGAGCAGGCAGACAGAGGAAAGGAGAGAAGCGGGGAGGAGAGGUGAAUAAAUAAAUAAUUUGACCCAUCCAUUAUUAAACAUAAACUGUCGGAGGCUGGAAUCUCCUCUUUGAACCCAAACUCUCAGUGUUAUAUACCCUUGUUUGGUGCAAAAAACGUUGCUUUUUAGCCUACCACAUCCUAUAUUGCUGUAUAGUUUUCUUACUAUUCGCCUAAGACGAUGAGCUUUGCUACAGUUACUCUUGCUGAUCUUGUCGAUUCCUUUUCUGAGAACAUUUUGUGAAAUAUUUUUUAAUAAUUUCACCUUUUAGAAAAGAUAUGUCAGCUAUGACUUUCAUUGCUGCUGCUGAAUUGAGCCUCACACACACAAAUCAUGUGAUAAUACAAGCUCAACAAGAUGAGCUUGUAUUAUUCAUCAUAUAGUAUUUCUGGUAUCAACCUUUGUUGUUUCUUAGUCAUGAGAUGUCUGAAGUAAAUUGCAUUGAAAUAGUUUCCCAUGCAUCUUCUGAAGUGACUUUUACUACUUAUACAACCUCCAUUGACUGGGUUCUGUCCUUAGCAUACGUAGGCCAAGUCACAUAGUAAAAAUGCUCUAACUUGACUCUGAAAUGUGCCUCACAUAAGCAUUGUUCUGUGUCACGGCUCUCUGAAUGCUCUCCACGUGUACAGCAUGCUUUAAUUGGGCUUAGCUUGGCUGUUUCAAUCAAUAAAGGCACAGGAUAUAAGCGUUUUCUUGAAGGGGGAAGGAGGAAAGGUGUAUCCUAAGUCCUUGUAAACAUUCAGGGUGGCACUCCUGCUCUGUAAACAAUUUUUCCUCCCUCUCAUCUUUGUAGAGUUCACUUAUCCGAUCAAACAUAAGCCUACCGGUAGAGGUCGUUUUACCAGAAUCUGGCUUUGUCCCUUCAUGUCUGGUCAAUAAUGUAUUUCCAGAAAAGAGGGGAAGAAUUCAUUAAGACAGAACCCAUAAAUGCUUACUCGACUUUAAAAAAGGGUGAAGGAUUGGAUGGAUGCAUCUGCCACUUACUGCGGGGCGAAGGCUGCACCAUAGCAGUUGUUACAUUACGUCUCCUUUUUUUUUGCCACAUCACGCUGCAGUCGAUGCUCUCAGUCCCACAGCAUGAAAAGAGAGGGACAAGGCUUUGCUUCUAAGACGGCUGCAGUGAAAGCUGCGUUCGGAUGUGAAAGAGACUGUCUUAUGAGAUGCGGCCAAAAUGUCAAACGCAGUCAAUGUUGAACCCUUGCCCUGUCGUCAACUAAUAUACAUACUGUAAUAAUAAAUAAUGUAACAAUAAAUGUAAUGGAAUUUAUUUUUUCUAUGCUUUGUAGAAAUAUUGAGUGUAGAUAAAUAUGUAAAUGUCUAUAAAUAUGUGACUUCAACUGUGCAAGUGCUCAAGAUGAAAAAAAAUGUUUACAGCCACAUCAGUGAGACGGUUAGAGGAAUUGGAUAUGCAAAUGUUGAUAUGUGAUGUAUUAUAGUACUUCAGCUUUGAACUUGAGGACAGUAAUGUUGAUUCUAGCUUGGCGGUGCAUACUGUAUUUAUGGUGAAUAAAAACACGUACUAACUUUUACAA
Dicentrarchus labrax (European seabass) is the source of this 4766-nucleotide messenger RNA. RefSeq names its product protein geranylgeranyltransferase type I, beta subunit (gene pggt1b). The transcript has 9 exons. Gene Ontology annotation, cellular component: CAAX-protein geranylgeranyltransferase complex. Gene Ontology annotation, biological process: protein geranylgeranylation. NCBI's taxonomy places the organism in Eukaryota, Metazoa, Chordata, Actinopteri, Moronidae. The coding region runs from base 30 to 1133 and encodes 367 amino acids. The record is from RefSeq and is a predicted model, not a curated record. Gene Ontology annotation, molecular function: CAAX-protein geranylgeranyltransferase activity.